AAUACCCACAUCAUUGUACCAGAAAGCAGCAUCUCCUCACUCGUGCUCCUACCCUAAGGAUAUACAGUAGCACCAGAAGCUCACUGGUGCUGAAGAGAUUUGGGUUUCCUCCCCUUGAUGCUGAUUAGACCUUGCGAGAUGGAUUUGCGAGUGGUGAGCAUCCUGCUCCUCGUCGUGGCCUCUGCAGCAGCCACUGGAAAGGGGUAUGUGGUGAAGAAAGUGGUGCCCUACAACGUUAAGAGCCAGGUAGUUCCAAUGGCAGGUGAGCCUGGUGCUCCAGGUGAGCCUGGCCCCGAGGGACCUCCUGGCCCUCCAGGUGAGAAUGGAAUUGGUCUGCCCGGACCCCAAGGACCACCUGGACCUCCCGGACAUCCUGGCCGAUCAAUUGCUGGUAAACCUGGAACUCCAGGCGGACCUGGCAAACCCGGUGUCCCUGGAGAACCCGGCGAGAGGGGAGACACUGGAGCCACUGGCCCUCAGGGACCUAGGGGAGCCCCUGGACCUUCUGGAAUUCCAGGACCUGCUGGCCUGUCUGCUACUGGCAAACCUGGACCCUCUGGUCUUCCUGGAGCAAUGGGACCAAGAGGAGAGCCUGGCCUGAAGGGACACCCAGGUGUGCCCGGACUUCCAGGUGCAAAGGGAGAUAGAGGAAUUGGAGUGCAAGGACCUCAAGGUGAAACUGGACCUCAAGGACCUGUGGGAGCACCUGGAGCUCCAGGUGAAGCUGGAAUUGGUAGACCAGGCAAGCCAGGUGCCCCAGGCGAGUCAGGAAAGUCAGGUAGUCCAGGUAGAGAUGGUGCUCCUGGCCCCAUGGGACCACAGGGACCUAAGGGACACACUGGUGCCCCAGGUAUUGGUGUUCCAGGUAAAUCAGGUGAGAAUGGUGCCCCAGGUCUGCCUGGUCCAGUUGGACCUAAAGGCCACCAGGGCCCUGCUGGAGCCCCCGGUGCUCCAGGAGUUCCAGGAUAUGGAAAGCCAGGUGCAAAUGGUGAGAAGGGAGAGAGGGGAGCUACUGGUAGUCCAGGUGCCCUAGGUGCAAAGGGUGAGCAAGGUCCAACAGGAUACACUGGUGCUACUGGAGCCACUGGUCCCACUGGUCCUAUUGGACCUCAGGGUGCAAGAGGAUUCCCAGGUGAGCCUGGUGCUGUUGGCCCUAAGGGAGACACAGGUGCAACUGGACCUCAGGGACUUAAGGGACACAAGGGAGAUCAGGGAGCUCAGGGCUUCCAAGGCAAGCAGGGCUAUCCAGGUGCAGCUGGUCCUCCAGGACCCAGAGGUGCCACUGGCCCUUCAGGUGACAAAGGUCAUACUGGUGCCCCAGGUACUCCAGGUGCCCCAGGUAUUCCAGGUCCUGCUGGACCCAAAGGUCAUCCUGGACGUGCAGGUGAGAAUGGUGCCUCUGGAUCUGAUGGUGCCCCCGGUCCCAGAGGACCUGCCGGUCCACAAGGUCCCGCUGGUGCUCCUGGUCUUAAGGGACACCCAGGUCUGCCUGGUGCUCCUGGCCCUGCUGGUUUGGCCGCUAAGGGUCUAACAGGACCUCAGGGCCCCCCUGGUGAGCCUGGUGAAAAUGGUGUUGAUGGGGAACCUGGCCCAGCUGGUCCCCCAGGUCCUCCUGGACCUCCUGGUGAGGUUGUGUUUGAGAAAGGCAUUGGAAUGAGUGAGGUUAUGGUCAAGUCCCCAAUGUCUGCAUUCACUGCAACUCUGGCCACUGCCUACCCCCCUGCUGGUUCUCCCAUUAAGUUUAACCAGAUUGUUUACAACGCUGAGAACCACUAUGACCCUGAGUCUGGCAUCUUCACCUGUCAGGUUCCUGGAGUUUACUACUUCUCCUACAGCAUCCAUGUUAAUGGAGCUCAUGCCCUGGUGGCUCUGUACAAGAAUGAUCAUCCUGUUAUGUUCACUUAUGACGAGUACAACAAGGGAUUCGUGGACCAGAUGUCCGGCAGUGCUGUCCUCCUGCUCGAUGAGCAUGACACAGUCUACGUCCAGAUUCCAGACGAGGAGGCCAAUGGUGUCUUUGCUGCUGAGAAUGUCCACUGCUCUUUCUCUGGGUUCCUCAUUGCCUCAACGUGAUACAUUAGCUCCGCAAAGUCAGCCAACUAAAUUUGCCAUCUAUUUCUCAAAGUAAACUCCCUGUUCAUAUUCCUCAAACCUAGCGACAGGCAGUUCGAUCUUCUUGAGGAAUAGUCGUAUCUUGACUUGAAAACUACAUGAAAUGGGUGCUCAGAAAGAAGGAAAACUAAUUUAUAAAAACAGGUGAUCAGGGAUGGGAAAUGCAAUCUACCAUGUUCCAGUGAGCUUUUGAAAUGUAAACAACAUGUGAACUCAAGGUGUUAUAACUGUGUUGUGUCCAGGAAUUUCCUUCUCCACAUUGUUCCUUUUACAUUGGUGCCUCCACACUUAGUGUUUGUUUGUGUACAACCUGUUUUUGUUGUUUGUUCAUUUUGUUGUUGCUUUUUUUUUCUUUUUGAGGAGGGGAUUUAAUUAGAGUACAUUGAUUCAUUUCUGUGCAACUUGUGAGAAAAAUGUGACUUGAAUAUAUUGUGAAAUGUAAUGGUCAAAUUGACCAUUAUACAGAAAUACAGUCACCUACUAUGCAAUAUAAAAUGUUUAAGAUCAACAUUGUUAUAACCCUUGACAUGCAUUGUGUUGUGUAAAACAUUAAGACCAAAUUAAAUGUCUUAAAGAACA
Messenger RNA from Nothobranchius furzeri (turquoise killifish), 2691 nucleotides. RefSeq names its product collagen, type X, alpha 1a (gene col10a1a). NCBI's taxonomy places the organism in Eukaryota, Metazoa, Chordata, Actinopteri, Cyprinodontiformes, Nothobranchiidae. The record is from RefSeq and is a predicted model, not a curated record. Gene Ontology annotation, molecular function: protein binding.